Tinamus guttatus (white-throated tinamou) is the source of this 1515-nucleotide messenger RNA. The record is from RefSeq and is a predicted model, not a curated record. Lineage: Eukaryota; Metazoa; Chordata; Aves; Tinamiformes; Tinamidae.
AUGGGGCACCCCGCGGCCGAGCCGGCACGAGGAGACCUGCCAAGACACUCUUGGUGCUCCUUGGAGCCCUUUCUUUAGGCAGCCUUGUUGAGUUUGACGAGGAACCGAGGGGUUGCCACGUAUGCCCAGGCACUCCAGAAUAUUCCUGAAACCCAAGUCAGCACUCUGGAAAACGGUCUCCGCGUAGCUUCGGAGGAGUCUAAUCAGCCGACAUGUACCGUGGGUGUGUGGAUUGGGGUGGGGAGCCGCAACGAGAACGAGAAGAACAACGGAGCCGGCUUCUUCCUGGAACACCUGGCCUUUAAGGGCACAAAGAAGCGCCCCGGUGCCGCCUUUGAGAAGGAGGUAGAGAGCAUGGGUGCCCACCUCAGCGGGUACACGUCGCGUGAGCAGACUGCCUAUUACAUCAAAGCCCUGUCCAAGGACAUGCCCAAAGCUGUGGAGCUCCUGGCCGACGUGGUGCAGAACUGUGCUCUGGAGGAGUCUCAGAUCGAGAAGGAGCGCGGCGUUGUCCUGCAGGAGCUGAAGGAGCUCGACAGCAACUUGACGGACGUUACCCUUGACUACCUUCAUGCCACUGCGUUCCAGGGCACCGCGCUGGGCCGCACUGUCGAGGGGACCACUGAGAACAUCAAGCGUAUGACUCGUGCAGAUCUAGUUUCCUACAUUGACACCAACUUCAAGGCACCUCGUAUGGUCCUGGCAGCUGCUGGAGGCAUUUCGCACAGGGAGCUGGUGGAUGCAGCUAAGCAGCACUUCAGCGGAGUGCCCUUCACUUACAAAGAGGAUGCGGUGCCCGUGCUGCCUCCCUGCCGCUUCACCGGGAGCGAGAUCCGUGUCAGAGAUGAUGCUCUGCCUCAUGCCCACAUUGCUCUUGCUGUGGAGGGUCCAGGAUGGGCUGAUCCUGACAACAUUGUCCUUCUUGUGGCCAAUUGCAUCAUUGGCCGCUAUGACCGCACGUUUGGAGGUGGUAAGAAUCAGUCCAGCAGGCUGGCCACGCUUGCCGUGGAGCAUAAUCUCUGCCACAGUUUCCAGACGUUCAACACCUCUUACUCCGAUACCGGCCUCUUUGGUUUCCAUUUCAUUUCGGAUCCGCUGUCCAUAGACGACAUGCUGUACUGCGCUCAGGGCGAGUGGAUGCGUCUGUGCACCAGCGCCACAGAGUCAGAGGUGCAGAGAGCCAAGAACAUGCUCCGAAAUGCCAUGGUGGCCCAGCUGGAUGGUACGUGCUCGUUGUGUGAGAAUAUGGGAAGCCAUAUCUUAAACUACGGGCGCCGUAUCCCUCUGGAGGAGUGGGAUUCCAGGAUUUCGGCUGUUGACGCAAGAAUGGUGCGGGAGGUCUGCAGCAAAUACAUCUAUGACAGGUGCCCAGCAGUUGCAGCGGUGGGUCCCAUUGAGCAGCUUUUGGAUUACAACCGUAUCCGCAGUGCCAUGUACUGGGUCCGCUUCUAGGAUGUGUCCCUGCAGGAUGGAAACAGUGAAGCUGUGGACUCUGAUGGGGCCCCUGAGGUUCUG